Molecule: messenger RNA, 759 nt
Organism: Microdochium trichocladiopsis
Lineage: Eukaryota; Fungi; Ascomycota; Sordariomycetes; Xylariales; Microdochiaceae
Exons: 2
Coding region: 1-759 (252 amino acids)
Cellular component (GO): RNA polymerase II transcription regulator complex
Molecular function (GO): transcription cis-regulatory region binding; DNA-binding transcription activator activity, RNA polymerase II-specific
Source: RefSeq, a predicted model, not a curated record
AUGGCGACUCAAUCCCCAACCUAUACCCCUGCCGCUGCUGCAGCACCAUAUCAUCAGUCGGCUUCGGACAUGAUGCAGGACGUCUCCCCGUCAUCCGAGAGCCAGUACCCGGCGCCCCCAGCUCCUCCAGCUCCGAUGGCGAUGCCCGGCCCCGGCGAGCCGGAAAGCCCUCCAGAUGAGGGCGCAGAUGCGCUCAAUGACGGCCGGAAAGCCAAGCGUGAAUUGUCUCAAUCUAAACGCGCCGCACAAAACCGAGCUGCGCAGAGAGCCUUCCGUCAACGUAAAGAGCACUACAUCAAGAAGCUCGAGCAACAAGUUCGAGACUACACGGAAAUGGAGCAGAACUACAAGGCUAUCCAGAACGACAACUAUGCGCUGCGCGAAUACGUGAUCCAGCUGCAGUCUCGGCUGCUCGACGUCCAGAUCGAUCCUCCGCAGCCGCCGCCGAAUGUCAACAUUGGGCCUCCAACGGGGUCUGCAAAUGCCGCCGGUGCUCGCCCGCUCCAUCCUUCAUUGGUCUCACCGUCAGCUGGGCCCGUAGACCCAGCCGCCGCCGGUGCUAAUCGAGGCACAUUGGCAGACGUCGCCGCGGCCGUGGCUGGCCUGAGUGCCAGAGAACCGGGCGCUGAGCCAAGCCCAGAAUCCAUCUACCCGAAACCCCCCUCAUUCUCAGGAGACACCCCUGAGGAUCUGCGGAACGGUGAUGGGAUCAACCGUCAGAUGCAAGACGGCUUACCAUCUGCUCCGCUGCGGACAUGA